AUGAGCUUUGGAGGCCAAACUCCGACUAUUGUCGUUCUGAAAGAAGGAACUGACACCUCGCAAGGUAGGGGCCAGACAAUCUCGAACAUAAAUGCUUGUAUCGCUGUUCAGGACACCCUUCGCCCGACGCUAGGCCCUAUGGGAUCUGACGUUUUGGUUGUGGACCCGAAUGGCAAGGCAACGAUUUCCAACGACGGUGCGACGAUUCUGGGUCUUUUGGAUGUCGUUCACCCUGCUGCGCGUAUUCUUGUGGACAUUUCAAAGUCUCAGGAUGCUGAGGUUGGCGAUGGUACUUCAUCUGUCACCAUUCUUGCUGGCGAGCUGAUGCGAGAGGCAAAGCAAUUUGUCGAGGAAAACGUGCCUGUGGAGACCAUUAUUAAAGGCUACCGUAAGGCUUUGCGACUUGCUAUCAGCUAUAUCAAGGAGAUUGCUGUGACGAUCGACAAAUCUGAUCCGGAAAAAUUCCGUGGCCUUCUUCAGCGAUGCGCUGCCACCGCCAUGUCCUCCAAGAUUGUCAACGCCAACAGUGAAUUUUUCACAAAGAUGGUUGUUGACGCGGUCAUGACUUUGGACCAGGACGAUUUAAACAUCAAAUUGAUUGGUAUCAAGAAGGUUCUUGGUGGCUCCAUCGAGGAUACGUUGUUCGUCGACGGCACUGCCUUCAAAAAGACCUUCUCGUAUGCCGGUUUCGAGCAGCAGCCCAAGAAAUUUGAGGAUCCUAAAAUCGUGUGUCUCGAUGUCGAACUAGAGCUCAAGGCUGAGAAGGACAACGCUGAGGUCCGUGUUGACACCGUUUCUGACUACCAGGCAGUUGUUGACGCCGAAUGGAAAAUUAUUUUGGAUAAGCUUGAGGCUAUUGAAGCCACUGGCGCGCAGGUCGUUUUGUCCAAGUUGCCCAUUGGUGAUCUUGCCACCCAGUUUUUUGCCGAUCGGGAUAUUUUCUGUGCCGGCCGCGUUUCCAACGAAGACAUGAACCGGGUUCUCGCUGCUGUUGGAGGCCAGCUGCAAAGCACCACUUCGGAUAUCCAUGAGGAGCACUUGGGUACUUGCAAACACUUCGAGGAGCGUCAAGUCGGUGGUGAGCGUUUCAACCUCUUCACAGGCUGCCCUAAGGCCAGCACCUGCACUCUUAUUCUUCGUGGUGGCUCUGAACAGUUCAUUGCUGAGGUUGAACGCUCGCUGCACGAUGCCAUUAUGGUCGUCAAGCGGGCGGUUAAGAACAAUGUCGUCGUUGCUGGCGGUGGUGCCUGUGAAAUGGCAGUGUCCAAAUACCUUCGCGAAACUUCAAAGACAAUAAGAGGUAAGGAACAGCUCAUCAUUGCUGCAUUUGCUCGUGCCCUUGAGGUUAUCCCUCGUCAACUCUGUGAGAACGCCGGCUUUGAUAGCAUAGACGUUCUCAACCUGCUGCGGAUGAAACAAUACCAGGGCGACGUUUGGGCAGGUGUGGAUUUCUCGACAGGCUCUGUGGGCAACAACUACGAAAGAUUCGUUUGGGAGCCUUCUCUUGUCAAAACCAAUGCUCUUCAAGCCGCAACUGAGGCAGCAUGUAUUGUCCUGUCGGUGGACGAAACCAUAAAGAACGAAGAGUCGGCACCGCCCCCUCAAGGUAUGCCAAUGCCUCGAUAA
Messenger RNA from Wickerhamiella sorbophila, 1626 nucleotides. Its product is annotated as putative T-complex protein 1 subunit eta. Gene Ontology annotation, biological process: protein folding. The record is from RefSeq and is a predicted model, not a curated record. Bases 1 to 1626 code for a protein of 541 amino acids. Gene Ontology annotation, molecular function: ATP binding; ATP-dependent protein folding chaperone; ATP hydrolysis activity. Gene Ontology annotation, cellular component: chaperonin-containing T-complex. The transcript has a single exon. NCBI's taxonomy places the organism in Eukaryota, Fungi, Ascomycota, Dipodascomycetes, Dipodascales, Trichomonascaceae.